GUUGACAUUGUGGACAUCUAUGAGUCUAUCCGUGAAAGGCAGCGUCAUGACAGCGAAAGGUCUACCUGCAGCACCUUGGAGCAGAACGACAUUGAAGCUGUUGAAGCGCUUGUUUGUAUGAGCUCCUGGGGUCAAAGAUCACAGAAAGGUGACAUAUUAAAGAUAAGGCCACUUACGCCCUUCUCGGAUUCUGGUGAUUUCACAAUGCAUGCUGAGGCUACGUCUGAAUUACCAAAGGACUAUUUAUCUACACUGUGCAUGACCCCUCCACACAGCCCUGACUUUGUUGAGAUAUCAGCUGCUAUGCUCCUCUCCUCACAAGUCACUUACUCCAAACCAAGGACUGUCAUGGCAAAUACAGCUGCCUGCUCAGUCACAUCAGCGACCGGUGCCUCUCCCAUAACUAAGCCAUCUGUUAUCAACAUGGAGCGACAGUGCAGCCAGAAGCCAGUGAUAUCUGAAUCCUUUGCCCCUCCGCCUUGCAGGGCCAUGGCAACAAGCGUGAUACGUCACACAGGUGACAGUUCUGCUUGCCAUCACAUACCUGCUGUGCAAGAGAAAACAAAGGUAACUUCAGGCUACAGCACUUCCAGAGACUGGUGUGGAACAGAUGACCGAAGACAUUCCAGACUGCCACAGGACACGUGUGCUGCAGAUGAUUUAAUUAGCAAAACCUCUCCAGUACAUCAACCUUAUGCACAUGACUCCAGUGAUAUUGUGACCAAUAAAGGACAACUACCGGUCCGGCCUGUUUCGCCACAGACCCACUUACCAAAGAAUUGUGAGAAUGACUUGCAAAAAAGAGCUACCCCAGUGACACCUGCCCCCGUUUCAAGCCCCCAAGUUCUCUGUCAAAUGAUCCCUUUAAAUGGACAAAGCAGUAUGAUCAAUGCCUAUGUCAAGCCUUCAACUCCAACAGUCUCAACUCCCAUGAAACCUAUUUUACCGCAGACAGCCCCGCUCUCUCAGCCUGUACUCAUGGGGCCUUCUGUGCCUCAGGGGACCGUCAUGUUGGUUCUUCCACAGACUGCUGUCACACAGACACCACAGUGCCCGCAAACAGUAAUGACUGUUGGGAACACCAAGUUACUGCCUCUUGCUCCUGCUCCUGUGUUCAUCGCUUCUGGUCAAAGCUGCACCCCCCAGAUGGACUUUUCUAGACGGAGGAAUUAUGUUUGCAACUUCCCUGGGUGCAAGAAAACCUAUUUCAAAAGUUCCCACCUCAAAGCCCACCUUCGCACCCACACUGGAGAAAAGCCUUUCAGCUGCAACUGGGAAGGCUGUGACAAGAAGUUUGCUCGCUCAGAUGAACUGUCACGCCACCGUAGAACCCACACGGGAGAGAAGAAGUUUGCUUGUCCUGUGUGUGAGCGUCGCUUCAUGCGCAGCGAUCACUUGACGAAGCACACCCGCCGCCAUAUGACCACAAAGAAGAUCCCCAGCUGGCAGACAGAGGUUGGCAAACUCAACAGAAUUGCCACAGCAGAGAAACCGAAAAGCAGCGGUGCUCUGAGUAUGCUCAUCCCCAUGCCACCAUCUGUCUGUCAGGGCUAGUGAGAGAAAG
Molecule: messenger RNA, 1564 nt
Organism: Balearica regulorum gibbericeps (East African grey crowned-crane)
Lineage: Eukaryota; Metazoa; Chordata; Aves; Gruiformes; Gruidae
Source: RefSeq, a predicted model, not a curated record